Messenger RNA from Sitodiplosis mosellana (orange wheat blossom midge), 3003 nucleotides. RefSeq names its product probable chitinase 2. Lineage: Eukaryota; Metazoa; Arthropoda; Insecta; Diptera; Cecidomyiidae. The record is from RefSeq and is a predicted model, not a curated record. The transcript is spliced from 5 exons. Gene Ontology annotation, biological process: carbohydrate metabolic process; chitin catabolic process. Gene Ontology annotation, molecular function: chitin binding; chitinase activity. Bases 1646 to 2980 code for a protein of 444 amino acids. Gene Ontology annotation, cellular component: extracellular region.
UCUUUGAAAAUUUAAUCAAUUGAAUUGUUAAUUGAAUUCCAUUUGAUAACGAAGUUUAUUAUAAAAAUUGUUAAUUUAAAGGUCAUUAGACCAAAAGUUUCAAUAAUAAAACAAGAAGGAGGUGAAAAUUGACAUCAUCUCUUCAAUUUUCUUCAUUUUUCACAGUAUGUUCUCUACCUAGAACCUAGAUUCAUGCCAAUUCAAGUUCUAAAUCUAACAAUAGGAGAAAAUAGGUUUCUGAACAUGUCAACAAAGAACAAUUUUUCAUUCUGCGGAAAUUGGCAUUUUCCACGGUUUUCCCAAAAUUGAAAACUCUGAGAAAACCUUCAUUGAAAAUGGGUGAAUGCUCUCAUCUCUGCAGAGAUGACUGAAACUCACCGGCCGCAACUAUAUUUGCAUGCGUUAAACAUGCGACUCUUUUAGAAAAUACGGAUCGUCCCACCGCUAGAGGUGUCAACGAACAUCGAGCCUGUUCAUUAUUGUUUCUUGACGUUUGUAGAUUUUUGCAUUGCCUACAAACGAACGAACGAACAAAAUUUGACUUUUUUUUUCUCGAACAGUUCAUGUUUGUUGACAUCUUUACCCACCGCGCACGGCUAGAAUCUCAACGCAAACAACACUUGUAUAUGAUCGUGCGCUGAGUCAUCUCUGAAUGAGUGUGUUCGAAAAAACUUUAUCACAUUUUUUAUUUGGGCUUGUCAGCUGAAAUUUCGAAACCCUUUUUAUCCAUCAGGGAUCUUUAUUAGUAGCUUUCAGUACAGAUAUUUCCUUUUUUCAAUAAAUAAAGAAUGAAGAUUGAAAAAAUUUAAUGCAAGUUCUCAAGUAAGUCAUUAUUUCAUGUUUCGGUUCUGUCUCAGACUUACAGCACAACGAUAAAUGUAUAUUUUUAGCUCAUCGUAAAUUCAUGAAAUUGAGUUUUAUCAUCGAAUUACCGCAUUUAGCGUUGAGCUUUGCGCAUUGAGCGAUAGCACUUUUCGCGUUGGCCGUUACGUAAACAAACAUUUAAAACAAAUGAUAAUAAAAUGAAAUGAAAUAAUUUGGCGACGUUAUUCUAUGUGGAAUCAUCCAAUGUCAUUUAAUGGACGUGGAUGUAUGGAUUCAGUAUGGCAUCAAUAGCAAAAAAACAAUUUACAAAAUUCUUUCAGACCGAUUUCAUUUUUAAAUCUAUUUCACAUAGACUGAUACACAUUGAAUUAUCAUAAAAACAUCAGUGAAAAUCAAUCUUCAUUAAGCCAAACAAUGAUCCAAACACAUUCAAAGCCAAUUCGGUCGAACUAAUUUUAGAGUCAAAUAAAUUGACAUAUCAAAAAAAAUCGUUAGUCAUUUUAUUGUUGUUGCAAAUUCAUCGAAUGAAAACAAAACAACUGUGAAUUGUUUAGUUAUUAUUUCGUUUUCUAAUCUUAUCUACAUUUUGAUAAAAAUGCCUGUUGUGUGUAUGAUUGUGUUGCUUGUGAAUACAGUUCUCCGCUUUGUACACAUUCUUAUCGCAAGGGAAGUCGUGGUUAUUGUUCCACUAUAUCGUGCACAAUGCGUCAUUUUUGCACGACAUAUGAAAUAUCAACACCAACAUUAAAUGUGUUAUCAAAUUAACACGCGCUACUAAUUUUUUUCUCUUGCUCUAAUCCAAUUCAAAUUUGAUUUAGUUAUGCAUCAAGUGACCGCCCGUGACUUUGUCAUCAUGCGUUUCAGUGGAAUGCUGUUGAUUUUCAGUAUUUUAGCGAUAGUGACGGGUCCACUUCAUGGCAAAGUUGUUAUGUGCCCAUUUUUCGCAACAUCCCUACUCGGCACGGGAAGUGAAUUCAAUAUUGAAACAGCCGAUUUCAACUUGUGCACACAUGCCAUUUGCUCGAUAACUUGGAAUAGAUUACAAGAUCCGUGGUCAAAACAAUAUGGAGAUAAAUUCGAUCGGACGUUUGUGAAUUUGCGACGACAAUUCCCGCAUUUGAAAAUUAUUUUGGGAGUUUACAAUCUUCCAAGCGGCGAAGAAAUCAAUUCCAUGUACCAGACGCUAUUUGUUCAAACGGUUGCCGAUUUCAUUCGACGUUUCAAAUUCAACGGUUUAGAUGUAAAUUGGGAUUAUAAGAAGCAAAGUGAACACUUACCGGAAGUUCAAAGUCAAAUCAAAGAGAAUGUUUUGCAUUUGGCCCAAAGUUUAAGAAAAGAAUUGCAUGGCAUUUCAUUGGUAUUUUCAUUCAUUGCCACAGAAAAAGUUCUGCUUGAAGCUCACGACUAUAAAGCCUUAUCCGAGCACCUUGAUUAUAUGGAUUUUAUGGUAGUCGACGAUUUCGACGCAUUUCAGAACAAAUUCACCAUAAGCGAUAUUCUGAAAGCAAAAGGCAUUUCGCACUUGGAGCACACAUUUGAUGAUAUUGUAAAAUUGGGUGUGUCACCGGCAAAAAUGUUGAUGGGGCUGCCUUUCGGUGGUACUGAAUUUAAGAAUCUCGAAGAUACCACGAAUAUAUUUGAGCUGGUAGACAGCGAUUUGAGCUACAAUGGAUUUUGUCAUUUGUUAUUCAGCGACAUGCAAUCACGAUGGAAUAGAUUUUAUGACAUCGAAAGCAGUUUGGCGAUGUCAAAAAUGGAAAAUAAAGGAACGGGAGAAAUCCGUGUUAUAGUAUUCGAUAGUAGCCGUUCAGUGGCGAACAAGAUAAGCUUGGCAGUGCAGAAGAAUCUAGCUGGCAUCAAGACUAGCCUAAUUAAUACGGAUGAUGCAAGCGGAUCAUGUGCAUUAGACCAAGAUACAUUCGACGAUUUUCCAUUUCAACUUAUCAAUAUGACCGCAUUGAAGAGACACGAUGCCACAUUUCCUCUUUUGAAGACGAUCAACGAGGUGAUCACCAUGACUACGCCGAUAAUACCCGAUGAAACAAUUUCUGCUUAUACCUCGGAAAGUAGUACACUCUAUGUGAUUAUUGUGAUUUUCGUAAUUUUUAUUCUUAUUAUUUUAGGCUUAGUGGCAGUUGCUAGAAAAUUCUGCUAAUAAAUGUUUUUUUAACCAAGAAA